Molecule: messenger RNA, 1303 nt
Organism: Marasmius oreades (fairy-ring Marasmius)
Lineage: Eukaryota; Fungi; Basidiomycota; Agaricomycetes; Agaricales; Marasmiaceae
Exons: 8
Coding region: 39-1241 (400 amino acids)
Molecular function (GO): protein binding
Source: RefSeq, a predicted model, not a curated record
CGUGCGUGACCUGUGCUUUUGACCACCAUCUAUCGAUCAUGUCUAACGUCGAUACGUCCAAAUUUCUGAUAUCCGAAUCGGAACUCAUUAUCGGUCAAGCUCGAAAGCAUAAAGCAGAGGAAUUAAAAACAAUCGGUGAACCACUACAACUCUCUGGGAAAGCAUUGGCCAUUGAGGUAGUGGGGAACUCGGUUUGGAUCGGAGACAAUACAACUGCAGCUCGUAAAAUUGACUUAGAGUCGCGACACACACUACAAAUAUACCGGGGCCACAGAGGACCGGUCUCCGCCCUUGCUCUCUUCAAAACCGUUCCUUCUGAUGGUUCAGAACCUCGCCAGAUUCUCAUCACUGGAUCUUGGGAUCAGACAAUCAAGUUUUGGGAUACCAAUACAAAAGAGAUAAUCUCCUCAACUGACGCGCACUCCGACUUUGUCAAGAGUCUGCUGGUCUUUCCCAAAUUGAAUCUUCUCGUAUCUGGAAGUUCGGAUAAGCUUGUACGAUUCUGGGAUCUGACAUCAGCUUUAAAUGGAGAGCCUCUACAGAGCAGCGGCUCGAUCUCAUCGCAUACUCGACCAGUUGAAUGUCUUGACGGACUGGAGCUCGGUAAUGGAAACGCCGAACUCUACACAGCGGAUACGAUGGGCUUCGCUUUCCUUUGGGCACUAUCCAGGGAUAACAGUUCACCCCCAAGAUGGAGAGGAACACUCAAAACAGAAUUCAAGUAUCAUCGGACCAAUAUCUCCGAUUUACACUACGGGAACGGUCAGCUAUGGACUGCUUCCCUCGACGAAACAGUGCACAUUCGCAACUUAUCUCCGGCCCUCGAAAAGCAGAAACCACCUCCGCCUAUUACGCAUCCUGUUGGCGUCCGUUGUAUACUCCCCCUCCCUUUGUCUGUGCUCGCCGAGCCGUAUCUCAUUACAGGAGCCGGAGAUGUCUUGCGCGUGUACGACACGUCGUCCCUUACUGAACCUGAGCUACUGAACGAAUUCGACGCUCACUGGCACGACAUCACGGAUAUCCGCCUGUGGCUACGGAAGUCCCAAAAUGAUGGCAUCGUCAAAGUAGAGCCAUGGAUCAUUUCGACUGGGAUCGAUUCGACUAUCCGGAGAUGGCGGUUACAAGACAUAUUGGUGAGGAAUUCUGUCAAACCCAAAGCCGUUCACCCGCCUGUGAAAAGUGAAUUCAAGAUGACCGCCGAAGAAGAGGAAGAGCUAGCUGAGUUACUUGACUCAGACUGAUUUCAUCCUCGCCGCGUGAACUAUCCAAGACUAUCGACUGUAGCAAAAAAUAAUGAUACAUA